This is a messenger RNA of Penicillium diatomitis, 753 nucleotides long. RefSeq lists its product as uncharacterized. Bases 1 to 753 code for a protein of 250 amino acids. The record is from RefSeq and is a predicted model, not a curated record. Gene Ontology annotation, biological process: regulation of transcription by RNA polymerase II. Gene Ontology annotation, cellular component: nucleus. Lineage: Eukaryota; Fungi; Ascomycota; Eurotiomycetes; Eurotiales; Aspergillaceae. The transcript has 4 exons.
AUGGGCCCCUUUUCGCACGUGGUAGCUGUUGCCUCUGCUCUCGCCCCAGCGCCGGAAUCUCUCUUCUCAAUUGCCAGAAUCAACGAACAAGCUACUGCCCUCGGUUAUGGUAGCAUGGAGAGCGCACGCCCACACCUCUCUGUCCGACACCCUCGCGAUCCUCCCAAGAACACUGAAGGCCAAAUCUAUUGCGACCACACCGACUGUCAGGCUGCGCCGCCUACUUUCCGCCGUCCUUGUGAAUGGAAAAAACAUAUGGAUAAACACGAUCGGCCUUACAAGUGCUACGAACCUGGUUGCGACAAGAUUCAGGGCCUUACCUACUCUGGCGGCCUCUUACACCACCAGCGUGAGGUUCACAAGAAGAAUAACGACACCAAGGAGCCCUUGAUGUGUCCCUAUACCGAUUGCAAUCGCAGCACUGGCAACGGAUUCACGCGUCGGGAAAAUCUUCGAGAGCACUUGCGCCGUCGCCACAUGCACACGGAUGAUGGUUUAACAACCUCCAAUCUUAUGGAUAUGCCAGGGGAGCGCGCCAACCCUAAUUCCGAUGAGAAUUGCGACGAUCUCCGCAACGAAGUCAAGCGACUGCGUCGUGAGAUGCAGAAGAAGGAUCGCCGUCUGGAGCAGCUGGAGCGCAUCGUUACCGAUCUCCAGAAAGCCAUCCGUCAGCCGUCCAUGCCCGAACACGGCCCUCAGUUUACGCAGGCGAUGCCCUCCGCCGCCCAGUGCCCCGGGUCAUUGCUCCUAUAA